UCUUGUGUGACUCACCUGAGACAAACCAGGAAACACAGCUUGUUGCGCCACCUGACUGACAAAAAAACAGACCAUAAGAUUCACCUACACGGACAAACACUACGCUUCCACUGACAACGGAGAACUUUCGGGAAAGAAAUGCUAGGAGUAAUGGAAUAUCUUGAAUACUGCCACGUACACCAGCAGCUGACUCUACAGGCGGGAUAAGAGUUUUACAGGGAGCGGGGGGGGGGGGGAUCUCAGCUUGAAGUUAAGGUAACGCUGAGGGAGCUUUCCAGAGAAAGGAGUGGCACCAUUCCAUGUCUGCCUGCUGUGUUUUUAGAUUCACCUAGAGGACAAUGGCUUCCCGUUUAGAGGAGGAUUUCUGCUGUCCCGCCUGCCAUGACAUCUUUAAAGACCCUGUCCUCCUGUCGUGCAGCCACAGCUUCUGUAAAGCCUGUCUGCAGAGCUGGUGGAGCAAGAAACAAUCCCAAGAGUGUCCGCUUUGUCGGACAGUAUCUCAGUGCGGCAAUCCACCCCGUAACUUGGCGUUGAGGAACCUGUGCGAGGCCUUUUUGCGACAAAAAGGUCAGGGAGCCUCAUCGGGGCCUGUGACUCUCUGCCGUCUGCACUCUGAGAAGCUCAAACUCUUCUGUCUGGACCAUCAGCAGCCGGUGUGUGUCGUCUGCCGAGAUGCGAAGAUACACACCGACCACAGGUUCAGACCCAUCGACGAAGCGGCACAGGAUCGCAGAGAGGAGCUCCGGAAGUCCCUGAAAGCCUCACAGGACAAGCUGAAGGUUUUUAACGACGUUAAAGUGAACUUUGAUCAAACGGCAGAACACAUAAAGGUCCAGUCCCGACACACGGAGAGGCAGAUUCAGGAGGAGUUUAAGAAGCUUCACCGGUUUCUAGAAGAGGAAGAGGAGGCCAGGAUGGCUGCACUGAGGGAGGAAGAGGAGCAGAAGAGUCAGAGGUUGAAGGAGAAGAUGGAGGCUCUGAGCAGAGAGAUAGCAGCUCUUUCAGACACAGUCAGAGCCACAGAGGAGCAGCUGAGAGCUGAAGACGUCUCGUUCCUGAUCAACUACAGGGCUGCAGUGGAAAGAGUCCAGCAGCACCCCCUGCUGGAUGAUCCACAGCUGCUCUCAGGAGCUCUGAUAGAUGUGGUGAAACAUCUGGGCAAUCUAACCUUCAACAUCUGGAACAAGAUGAAAGACGUGGUGCCCUACAGUCCUGUGAUUCUGGACCCUAACACCGCCUAUCCUGAGCUCACUCUGUCUGAGGAUCUGACCAGCGUGAGACGUGGAAAGAUACAGCGGCUUCCCGAAAACCCAGAGAGGUUCACGUACUGGGAUUCCGUCCUGGGCUCCGCAUUCAACUCGGGGACUCACAGCUGGGUCGUCGAGGUCGGAGACAACAUAGAGUGGGAACUGGGGGUGUUAGCCGAGUCCGUUUGCAGGAAAGAAUUCGUGAUGUCUACAGCUUGGAGCGUAGACUUCAACGACGUCGGAUACAGAGCGUACUCGCCGACAAAUAAAUACACGGAUCUCCCAGUCAGGGAGAAGAUCCAGAGGAUCAGAGUUCAUCUGGACUGGGACGAAGGGAAGCUGUCGUUCUCUGAUCCCGACACUAACACACACAUACACACCUUCACACACGCUUUCACUGAGAAAGUGUACCCAUACCUUUGCACCAGGAAUGCACUCCCUCUCAAAAUAUUGCCUGCAGAGAUCUCUGUAAUAGUGAAAAGUUAGACAUGAGUUUUUCUUCAACUUGUAAGCUAACAGUUAUGCAUUAAGCAUGUGAGGAUACAGAAUGAGACAUAAGAUCAGAAACAGGAAAUUAUGUCUAUGAUGACUAUAAUCAAUGUAAGUACGCAAACCUUGCAUGCAAAGUGUUAACCCUCGUGUUUUCCUCGGGACAAAUUUGACCCGUGUAGUGUAUUUAUCAGAAAUAAGGGUCAGAAAUAAGGGUUUUUUUCAACCAAAUGCCCAAAAAUAACUUGGAUACAUGGAUGUAUGUUGUAUGGAA
Sander lucioperca (pikeperch) is the source of this 2010-nucleotide messenger RNA. Its product is annotated as tripartite motif-containing protein 35-like. Lineage: Eukaryota; Metazoa; Chordata; Actinopteri; Perciformes; Percidae. Bases 339 to 1733 code for a protein of 464 amino acids. Gene Ontology annotation, molecular function: zinc ion binding; protein binding. The transcript has a single exon. The record is from RefSeq and is a predicted model, not a curated record.